Messenger RNA from Closterium sp. Yama58-4, 2589 nucleotides. The record is from the annotation of a GenBank genome assembly. Lineage: Eukaryota; Viridiplantae; Streptophyta; Zygnematophyceae; Desmidiales; Closteriaceae.
AUGCCAGCACCCCCAUGCCAUCACCCCCAUGGCAACACAGCCAUGCCAUCACAGCCAUGCCAUCACAGCCAUGCCAUCACAGCCAUGCCAUCACAGCCAUGCCAUCACAGCCAUGCCAUCACAGCCAUGCCAUCACAGCCAUGCCAUCACAGCCAUGCCAUCACAGCCAUGCCAUCACAGCCAUGCCAUCACAGCCAUGCCAUCACAGCCAUGCCAUCACAGCCAUGCCAUCACAGCCAUGCCAUCACAGCCAUGCCAUCACAGCCAUGCCAUCACAGCCAUGCCAUCACAGCCAUGCCAUCACAGCCAUGCCAUCACAGCCAUGCCAUCACAGCCAUGCCAUCACAGCCAUGCCAUCACAGCCAUGCCAUCACAGCCAUGCCAUCACAGCCAUGCCAUCACAGCCAUGCCAUCACAGCCAUGCCAUCACAGCCAUGCCAUCACAGCCAUGCCAUCACAGCCAUGCCAUCACAGCCAUGCCAUCACAGCCAUGCCAUCACAGCCAUGCCAUCACAGCCAUGCCAUCACAGCCAUGCCAUCACAGCCAUGCCAUCACAGCCAUGCCAUCACAGCCAUGCCAUCACAGCCAUGCCAUCACAGCCAUGCCAUCACAGCCAUGCCAUCACAGCCAUGCCAUCACAGCCAUGCCAUCACAGCCAUGCCAUCACAGCCAUGCCAUCACAGCCAUGCCAUCACAGCCAUGCCAUCACAGCCAUGCCAUCACAGCCAUGCCAUCACAGCCAUGCCAUCACAGCCAUGCCAUCACAGCCAUGCCAUCACAGCCAUGCCAUCACAGCCAUGCCAUCACAGCCAUGCCAUCACAGCCAUGCCAUCACAGCCAUGCCAUCACAGCCAUGCCAUCACAGCCAUGCCAUCACAGCCAUGCCAUCACAGCCAUGCCAUCACAGCCAUGCCAUCACAGCCAUGCCAUCACAGCCAUGCCAUCACAGCCAUGCCAUCACAGCCAUGCCAUCACAGCCAUGCCAUCACAGCCAUGCCAUCACAGCCAUGCCAUCACAGCCAUGCCAUCACAGCCAUGCCAUCACAGCCAUGCCAUCACAGCCAUGCCAUCACAGCCAUGCCAUCACAGCCAUGCCAUCACAGCCAUGCCAUCACAGCCAUGCCAUCACAGCCAUGCCAUCACAGCCAUGCCAUCACAGCCAUGCCAUCACAGCCAUGCCAUCACAGCCAUGCCAUCACAGCCAUGCCAUCACAGCCAUGCCAUCACAGCCAUGCCAUCACAGCCAUGCCAUCACAGCCAUGCCAUCACAGCCAUGCCAUCACAGCCAUGCCAUCACAGCCAUGCCAUCACAGCCAUGCCAUCACAGCCAUGCCAUCACAGCCAUGCCAUCACAGCCAUGCCAUCACAGCCAUGCCAUCACAGCCAUGCCAUCACAGCCAUGCCAUCACAGCCAUGCCAUCACAGCCAUGCCAUCACAGCCAUGCCAUCACAGCCAUGCCAUCACAGCCAUGCCAUCACAGCCAUGCCAUCACAGCCAUGCCAUCACAGCCAUGCCAUCACAGCCAUGCCAUCACAGCCAUGCCAUCACAGCCAUGCCAUCACAGCCAUGCCAUCACAGCCAUGCCAUCACAGCCAUGCCAUCACAGCCAUGCCAUCACAGCCAUGCCAUCACAGCCAUGCCAUCACAGCCAUGCCAUCACAGCCAUGCCAUCACAGCCAUGCCAUCACAGCCAUGCCAUCACAGCCAUGCCAUCACAGCCAUGCCAUCACAGCCAUGCCAUCACAGCCAUGCCAUCACAGCCAUGCCAUCACAGCCAUGCCAUCACAGCCAUGCCAUCACAGCCAUGCCAUCACAGCCAUGCCAUCACAGCCAUGCCAUCACAGCCAUGCCAUCACAGCCAUGCCAUCACAGCCAUGCCAUCACAGCCAUGCCAUCACAGCCAUGCCAUCACAGCCAUGCCAUCACAGCCAUGCCAUCACAGCCAUGCCAUCACAGCCAUGCCAUCACAGCCAUGCCAUCACAGCCAUGCCAUCACAGCCAUGCCAUCACAGCCAUGCCAUCACAGCCAUGCCAUCACAGCCAUGCCAUCACAGCCAUGCCAUCACAGCCAUGCCAUCACAGCCAUGCCAUCACAGCCAUGCCAUCACAGCCAUGCCAUCACAGCCAUGCCAUCACAGCCAUGCCAUCACAGCCAUGCCAUCACAGCCAUGCCAUCACAGCCAUGCCAUCACAGCCAUGCCAUCACAGCCAUGCCAUCACAGCCAUGCCAUCACAGCCAUGCCAUCACAGCCAUGCCAUCACAGCCAUGCCACCACCCACCAGGCGUGGCAGGGCAUCCACGAGGCUGAUGGCGCGCUCCAGCCACGGCACCGCCUCUGCAUCGCCGCCCCCCCCACCGCUGCCUGCCUCCUCCUCACUCGCCUCCGCCCUCUCCACCUCGCCCACCCUCCCUGCUGCCUCGCUGUUUGCUGCUGGUCGCCGGAUGGCCAUGGCCAUGGCAGCGGGGUGGCUGGGGCGGGCGGGAGGUGCAGCAGCGGCAGUGAGGGCGGCGUGGCAGUCGUCGUGGCAGUGGUCGUCGUGCAGCAGCAGCUGGCGGAUGGCGCUCUGCACGGCACUGCCGGGGUGA